AGAUAGGUCAUUUGUCUGAAUGUGAAUCGGAAUCCAAAGUAUUUCUGCGGCGAAAACGAAAACUGGACAACCCGAAAUCCGACAAUCCGACGUUUUUGUAGGCACCAAACAUGGCGGCGGACGGUGAUGAACCAAUUUCAGACCAAGAAAAGGUCCGAAUUGUCUCAGAUUUCAUCCUUCACUCCCCUCCAGGCGAAUUCAAUGAAGUUUUUAAUGAUGUUAGGGUACUACUUCACAAUGACUCGCUCUUGAAAGAAGGAGCAUCAGGUGCCUUUGCUCAAUACAACAAGGAUCAGCUGACACCUGUGAAAAUUGAAAAUUCUGAUCAUCAGGUGCUCAUUACUGAACACAAUGAUUUGGGCUCUAAUCGCUUCUUUGAUGCUCACUCAAGGCAAAGUUUUAAAUAUGACCAUCUACGUAGAGAAGCAACUGAUUUCCAGCCAUGGGAGCCUGAUGCAGCAUCAGAGUUAUGGAGAUCUGCAUUGGAAACUGAAUUUAUAAAUUACACCAAUGCCCAUUACAAGCAUGGUGUUUGCAGUGUCUUUGCUAAAAGUCAGAAUGGGGUUAUUACUCUCACUGCAUGCCUAGAAGACCACCAGUUUCAACCGAAAAACUAUUGGAAUGGCCGAUGGCGAUCCCAGUGGUCUGUAACUUUAUCCUCCAGUGCUGCAGAAGUUAGAGGAAUUUUGAAAGUUCAGGUGCACUACUAUGAAGAUGGAAAUGUUCAGCUUGUGAGCUCUAAGGAUGUAAAAGAGGAAAUCCUAACUAUCACGAAUGAACAACAAACUGCUAAAGAGUUUGUCCGUAUUGUUCAAGAGGCUGAAGAUGAGUACCAAAAUGCCAUUACUGAAAAUUACCAAACUAUGUCUGAAACAACCUUCAAGGCACUUCGACGUCAAUUACCAGUUACACGAACUAAGAUUGACUGGAAUAAGAUUGUUUCGUACAGCAUUGGUAAAGAAUUGAAAACCCAAUGAUGAAUGUUGUUGUCAUUUGUGACCUCCUAUAGUUAGUGUUGGGGAAGGGGGGCAUUGUGGCCAUGUAAUUGCAUGUGCAUUUUAUUACCUUUGGGUGUAUAUAAUUGAAUACAAGAGUUAUUAACUACUGUUAAAUAGAUUCCUUGUUGCAAAAGUCAUUACAGCAAGCCAAGUCUGAUGUAUUUUCAAUGUAGUGUAUUUUACACUUUUGUGGGGCUUGACUCUUAAGAAAUUUGUGGACUAUGUAGGUAUUAAAACAUUUAUUUGGGAUCUAAUUGAGUUUUGGUUUAUUGUAUUUUUCACUUCAAUUUGUUUUGCAUUUGUCAAAACCAAAUCAUUUUGCUUAUUAAUAUUUGUACAAAACAUUUUUUCACUUUUGUAUUGAAACUUAUUGUGCAUCAAAUGUGAUGGAGAAUGUUUUGUUCCUUUUCUCAGUAUUCUGUUCAGUCCCUUUUCUCUUUCCCCAUUGCUUGCCAAAUCUGCAUUUUUCUCUUUGAAGCUAUGUGAAUAUCUUAGGUUUGAUCUAUCAUAUAUCAAUUAUAUUAUGUUAAUUUGAUCAUAACUUUAUUUGCAGUUGGUAUUUUAAUUGUACUUGUGGCUUGUGUUUUAGUCAUUGCAGAUAUUUUUCAUCAUGAUGCUUGGUUGAUAGAUCGUAAACAUUUAUUAUCUUUCCUUGCAAUAUAUUAGUAAGUUUAAUUUCUGUGACAUCUUUUCCCAUAAUGUGCUAUUUCUUCCAACUGCAAUAGUAUUGCUUGAAGGGCAUGUGUAUAUAAUGUAUUUUUUAUGGUGAGAGUAUAACCUAAAGUAAAAUCCAAAUGUUACGAGGUAUUUUGAAUGUUGAAUGUCAACAUAUGCCAUUUGUGGUUGUUUCUCAUUUUGCAUUUGGUUUAAUUGACUAUUUUGUAUCUUAGAUUUGCAAAUAAAUGUCUGAUGAUGGCUUUCACUACAUAUUCUAAAACAUUUUUGUCUCUUACAUGGCUGUUAGUUUCAGACCUUUAUAUUAAGUACAUGCCAAAUGUGUGUGUGUGUUUUGGACCAUUAAAUACAACUGUGAGAGCUGUUAUCAGCUUUAAACACUAAUACCAUUUUAUGAUUGUUAAUUUUUUGGUUUUAGAAUAUCUCACAACUUCUAGACCUGGAGUAUAAACUACUCUCAUCCCUCUGUCAAAUUCUGUUUAAAUUGAGUGGCCCUUGUCAGGCUGUUUUAGUAACAUUAACUACAAAUGUGAGGGAAAUCUUCAGAUAUUGUUGUAUUCUGUUAUUACUUUACUUUCAAUAAAACCAUUGGCUCGUUUUGGGCUUUCCUUUAUAAA
Molecule: messenger RNA, 2290 nt
Organism: Frankliniella occidentalis (western flower thrips)
Lineage: Eukaryota; Metazoa; Arthropoda; Insecta; Thysanoptera; Thripidae
Gene: cpa
Product: F-actin-capping protein subunit alpha
Exons: 7
Coding region: 111-977 (288 amino acids)
Biological process (GO): barbed-end actin filament capping; actin cytoskeleton organization
Cellular component (GO): actin cortical patch; F-actin capping protein complex
Molecular function (GO): actin filament binding
Source: RefSeq, a predicted model, not a curated record